Heterostelium album PN500 is the source of this 744-nucleotide messenger RNA. RefSeq lists its product as uncharacterized. The record is from RefSeq and is a predicted model, not a curated record. The coding region runs from base 1 to 744 and encodes 247 amino acids. Lineage: Eukaryota; Evosea; Eumycetozoa; Acytosteliales; Acytosteliaceae. The transcript has 4 exons.
AUGGUGGUCCUCUCAGAUAUUUACAAAAAUUUUUUACUUUAUGUGGUUUUAGUUUAUUGGGCAAUUGAAAAAAUUCCAGCUUGUCGAAACUUCAUUGUUGUUUUCACUUCAAAUCUAAUAAAGAAAGAAGAACCACCAACAUCUUUGAAUUAUUUAAGCAAUUCCAAUGUUUACACAAGAUUCGCAUUGAAUAAUGGUUCAAUUUUAGAGACAUCUCAGAUUCCAAACAAUCCCAUAAAGACUUCAACAAUGGGGUAUUCAGGUGAUGAGGAUUAUCUUUUCACAUCGAAUGGAACAAUUCCCGAAAACUAUAAUAUUGUAAUUUACAACUCAAAAGAAAAUAGUUUAGUUUUGAAAGAAACUCAUCCAUCUGGAUAUCUCGAGUAUUAUACAGAUCUUGGACUUAAUAUUAUUUAUACAGCUUAUACAUUAUAUAUUGAAAAUAUAGUUCAGAUUCAAAGAUUCUAUUUAUCAAACAAUCCAUUCACAGAGAACAAAUAUCAAUUCAAAUUGAAUAUUGAAACAAAUGAACCAGAGUUACCUUUCUUUGCUUUUGAAUCGAUGCAAUAUCUCGGAGUUGUAAACUGGGGUAAUAUCAACCCAUCACCAAUAUACCUCACACAACUAGACCUUCAAACAAACACACUCAGAGAUGUUAUCAACAUCCCAAAUACAGAGAUUGCAAGUGCAUGUUAUACAUUGGUAUUUGCAAUCAUUCUUCAACAAGAUGAAGGUCAAGAUUAG